UCGCUUCUUAUAUUCAUGUCAAAACUUAAAAGAGUUUCAAGUUUGGUCUCAUAUCAAGAUUACAAAAGAUGGCAGAAAGGGUAGAAGCAUCUGUUACAGAUGGAGAAAGCACGAUCGAAGAAAGAGACAGAGAACUUAUGAGGGAAUUUGAGGAGGGACUCGAUCAACCCAUGGACGAAGAAGCUGACAUGCUCAAGGACAUGCACGGAGAAAAAAGCUUUUCGAUGUUGAUGCUACUGAGACUAUCAUUCCAAAGUCUAGGGAUAGUUUAUGGCGAUCUAGGGACUUCUCCAUUGUAUGUGUUCUACAAUACAUUCCCUGAUGGAAUUGAUGAUAGUGAAGAUGUAAUCGGAGCUCUUUCUUUGAUCAUUUACUCUCUUCUGCUUAUACCUCUCAUAAAGUAUGUGUUCAUUGUCUGCAAAGCUAAUGAUAAUGGUCAAGGUGGGACUUUAGCUAUAUACUCAUUGCUUUGUAGACAUGGUAACGUGAAUCUCAUCCCGAAUCAACAACGCAGCGACGAGGAUCUCACGACUUAUAGUCGAACUUCAGUCGCUGAAGGAUCUUUUGCUGCUAAAACAAAGAAGUGGUUGGAGAGUAGACAUUCCAAGAAGAGAGCACUUCUUGUCAUUGUUCUUAUAGGGACGUGUAUGAUGAUAGGUGAUGGUAUCUUAACCCCAGCCAUCUCCGUUCUUUCAGCCACUGGUGGGAUCAGAGUCAACAAUCCAAAGAUGAGCAGCGACAUCGUUGUGCUUGUGUCUGUCAUCCUUUUAAUUGGACUGUUCAGUAUGCAACACUAUGGUACGGACAAGGUGGGGUGGCUCUUUGCGCCUAUCGUUCUUAUUUGGUUCCUCUUCAUUGGAACCACUGGCAUAUACAACAUCUGCAAACACGAUACAAGCGUUUUAAAAGCGUUUUCGCCAAAAUAUAUAUACUUGUACUUCAAAAGAAGAGGGCGAGAUGGUUGGAUUUCGCUUGGUGGCAUUCUUCUCAGCAUAACAGGCACGGAGGCACUAUUCGCGGACAUUUCUUAUUUCCCUUUACAAGCGAUACAGCUAGCUUUUACACUUUUUGUAUUCCCUUGUCUUCUUCUAGCAUACUGCGGACAAGCUGCGUUUCUUGUGAACCACAAGGAACAUUAUAAAGACGCCUUCUAUGCAUCUAUCCCUGAAAGCGUAUAUUGGCCGAUGUUAAUAGUGGCGACCGGAGCUGCAAUCGUUGGGAGCCAAGCUACCAUCUCAGGGACUUAUUCGAUAAUCAAACAGGCCGUGUCUCAUGGAUGUUUCCCUCGAGUUAAAAUUGUUCACACUUCCAAGAAGUUCCUAGGUCAGAUCUAUUGCCCUGAUAUUAACUGGAUACUCAUGAUUGGUUGCAUCACCGUCACUGCUAGUUUCAAGAACCAGACCGAGAUCGGAAAUGCAUACGGAACUGCGGUUGUGGUCGUGAUGCUUGUGACUACAUUACUGAUGGUGCUGACCAUGCUUCUCGUGUGGCGGCGCCACUGGAUCUUUGUCCUUGUAUUCGCCAUUCUCUCCCUCGUGGUGGAAUUGUCGUACUUCUCGGCUGUGAUCUUAAAGGUCAAUGAAGGAGGAUGGGUUCCGCUCAUGAUAGCAGCCAUCUCCCUUCUGGUAAUGUUUGUUUGGAAUUACGUAACAGUCAAGAAGUAUGAGUUUGAAGUGCACAGUAGAGUUUCCAUGAGUUGGAUCCUCGGUCUCGGUCCCAGCCUUGGGCUUGUACGUGUCCCCGGGAUCGGGUUGAUCCACUCGGAACUAGCGAGUGGUGUCCCUCGCAUCUUCUCUCAUUUUAUCACUAACCUCCCCGCGAUUCACUCCGUCGUAGUGUUUGUAUGCGUCAAGAACCUCCCGGUAUACACUGUCCCUGAAGAAGAGAGGUUUCUUGUGAAGAGAAUCGGACCAAAGACAUUCCGAAUGUUCCGCUGCGUAGCCAGGUAUGGUUACAAAGAUCUACACAGGAAAGACGACGAUUUUGAAAACAAACUGUUCGAUAAUCUCUUCUCGUUCGUCCAAACCGAAACAAUGAUGGAGUCAGAUUCAAACUAUAGCCCUUAUUCAUUUAACCAUAGACAAGAGUCCAGAGAUGAAUUGAUACGUAACAACAACAACAACCACAAUAAAAACAUGGUUAUGUUUUCAUCGAUGGUGGACUACACCGAAUCCGCUAUAGUUCCAGCUGAUUCACCGCAUAGCGCAAUGAGUUUCAGUCAGAACUACACGGUGGAGGAAGAGGAGGAGGAUGAGUUGGAGUUUCUAAAGAUUUGUAAAGAGACAGGGGUUGUCCAUAUCAUGGGAAACACUGUGGUGAAAGCAAGAAAAGGAUCAUUGGUUCCAAAGAAGAUAGCCAUUAAUUAUGUUUACCGGUUUCUUGCUAAGAUGUGUAGGGCGAAUAGUGCUAUCUUACAUGUUCCACAUGAAGCCCUUUUAAACGUUGGACAAAUCUGUUAUGUUUAGCUUUUCUUUUCUUCAACUUUUGUAAAACAAUUGCUGAUAAAAGGGUAAUAAAGGAUAC
Molecule: messenger RNA, 2523 nt
Organism: Brassica oleracea var. oleracea
Lineage: Eukaryota; Viridiplantae; Streptophyta; Magnoliopsida; Brassicales; Brassicaceae
Product: potassium transporter 9-like
Exons: 9
Coding region: 69-2465 (798 amino acids)
Biological process (GO): potassium ion transmembrane transport
Cellular component (GO): membrane
Molecular function (GO): potassium ion transmembrane transporter activity
Source: RefSeq, a predicted model, not a curated record